Erythranthe guttata (spotted monkey flower) is the source of this 1947-nucleotide messenger RNA. Its product is annotated as protein ALP1-like. The record is from RefSeq and is a predicted model, not a curated record. NCBI's taxonomy places the organism in Eukaryota, Viridiplantae, Streptophyta, Magnoliopsida, Lamiales, Phrymaceae.
CCUUAGUCAUUUACAUAUAUACCCUUCCUCACCACGCCCCAUAUGAACCGAGUUUCCUCACUCUUUCCCUCAUUUCCCAAAAUGCCCUUACAAGAAACCCAACCGCGUAAAGUAAAAAAAAAAAGAAGCUUAUUCAAUGGGGUUUCCUCGUCCGAAAUCGAAACAGAAAUCGCCACCGUCCAAACCCCCACCCCCGCUGGCAGCUGUCCGCCAGCAUCUUCCUCCUCACCGUGUCUCAACUCUCACGCGUCCCGCUUCAGUCAGUCUUCACCCAACCCCGACUAUGUAUACACACACACAUAUAUAUUUAUAUAUAUGCAUCUGGAACGAACUCGGUCAUGGUGUUCACACUGUCGUUCAGACUUCUUUAAUUGUCGUCUCUUCAAACCCUUUCACAUCUUACUGCGUUGAAUUCAAUUCAAUGGGUAUCUCGUCUUCCCCAUUUCCAGAUGACUCGUUCACUUCUUCUUUCUCGCCCACAUCCAAGAAGCGGCCCAGAACCGACACCUGGUUCGACGAUUCCGAUAAUGACCCGUCGCUUCAAGAAUUCCUGACCAAUUUGCUGGCUUCCGACAACCCGCCGGAAGAAAACCCCGCCCAGAAUGUUCCUUCGCCACCACAUCUUUCAAUCUCAGCCGCCGGAAACUACAUCGAAAGCAAUCGAGCAAUGCACGAGGCCGAUACCUACUUCGUUCAUUCAGGCAAUUCAUCGAACACCAAGAGGGCGCGCUCCCAUCCCCCAGACGAUUCAUCCGCCGCCGCGAGCGGCGGCGUCCACCGCCGACUGUGGGUGAAAAACCGGCCAAAUGCGUGGUGGGAGCAGGUCAACAGCCCCGAUUUCCCCGACGAGGAGUUCAAAAGGGCCUUCCGAAUGAGCAGAGCCACCUUCGACACAAUCUGCCACGAGCUCGAAUCUGCCGUCACCAAAAAGGACACUAUGCUUCGUCUAGCAAUCCCCGUUCCUCAGCGUGUCGCCGCCUGCAUAUGGCGGCUCUCUACCGGAGAAGCCCUCCGGGAGGUGGCCAAGCGUUUCGGCCUCGGAAUUUCCACCUGCCACAAACUAGUCCUCGAGGUCUGCACCGCAAUAAAAACCGUGCUAAUGCCUAAGCUCCUACAAUGGCCAGACGAAAACAAAUUAACCGAAAUAAAAAACAAAUUCGAAUCUUUCUCCGGCAUCCCAAAUAUCUGCGGAUCAAUGUACACCACCCACAUUCCGAUCAUAGCACCGAAAUCCAACUCAUCCGCGUACUUCAACAAGAAACACACCGAGAGGAAUCAAAAGACUUCUUAUUCAAUAACCCUUCAAGGGGUGGUGGACCCCACCGGCGUCUUCACCGACAUUUGCAUCGGAUGGCCAGGUUCGAUGACCGACCAACAAGUUCUCGAAAAAUCGGCUCUUUUCCAAAAGAGCGAUUUGAGUGGUGGUUCUUGGAUUGUGGGGAAUAAGGGGUAUUGUUUGUCCGACUGGGUUUUGGUUCCAUACUCGCACCAAAAUCUGACGUGGACGCAGCACGCGUUUAACGAGAGGAUCGAGGAUGUGCAGAGGGUGGCGAGGGAUUCGUUUAUGAGGUUGAAGGCCAGGUGGCGGUGCUUGCAGAAGAGGACCGAGAUGAAGCUCGAGGAUUUGCCGGUGGUUAUUGGAGCUUGUUGUGUGUUGAAUAACGUGUGCGAGAUGAGGAAUGAAGGGUUGGGCGAUGAGUUGAGGUUCGAGCUUUUCGAUGAUGAUGUGGCGGCCGUUGACAGUGGUGGUGUGGCUUCGAGCGGUACGGUGAACGGUAGAGAUCGGAUUGCGCAUAUGUUGUUGCAUCAUAGUUUUGCAGGCACUAAUUUCUCACAUUGAUUAGUGAUCUUAUUCUUUCAUUGCUUGGUAUACAGUUAUUUAUGUUAGAAGAGUAGGAAGUUAAUAGAUGAUGUAAUGUUAUAUAUAUAUAUAUAUAUAUAUAUAUA